AUGCCGCCGCUCCAAUGCGCAGCUACAAGACUGGACGCCUUGCUCCAAACUGCGGUGGUUUGGGGAUACGGGGUUGGCUUCAAUCACUCCCGACAGCCUGUGGCUCGAAGGUUGACUGUGGACCAGGUAGAUAUGUGGAUGAACAACGCUUGUGUGUCUUUGCCUCCAUCCAAGUUCUGGCCUGGUCAGAUGGCUUGCGACUUCGAGGAGCCCAUGAAGGUAGACUUGAACUCGGUGCAGGGAAGCGGAAGAGGCUCUUCUGGCGCUUGGAUCGAUGAGUAUGGCCUCCACCCCAGCAGCUGCCUGUGGCAGGGAGUUACCAAGAUGAUGAUCCGGAACAUUCCAGCGAGAUGCCAGGAGCAGGAGCUGUCAGACGUGAUUAGGAUGGUCACCACCAACUUUGAUCUGCAGAUGCCGAAGGGCGCCGGUCGCAAGUGCAAGGGCUAUGCCUUCGUUCAGGCUGACAGUGUUACCAUGCAGCACCUGGUCAAGGCCUUGUGGAUGACAACGAUUCCCGCAAGGCAGAGCACGAGGCCAUUGAAGAUUCAUCCGACCAGCUUGGGGAUGGAGUGA
Molecule: messenger RNA, 573 nt
Organism: Effrenium voratum
Lineage: Eukaryota; Dinophyceae; Suessiales; Symbiodiniaceae
Source: the annotation of a GenBank genome assembly